This is a messenger RNA of Astyanax mexicanus (Mexican tetra), 1667 nucleotides long. Its product is annotated as testis-specific serine/threonine-protein kinase 6-like. The record is from RefSeq and is a predicted model, not a curated record. Gene Ontology annotation, biological process: intracellular signal transduction; protein phosphorylation. Gene Ontology annotation, molecular function: ATP binding; protein serine/threonine kinase activity. Gene Ontology annotation, cellular component: cytoplasm. Bases 294 to 1667 code for a protein of 457 amino acids. NCBI's taxonomy places the organism in Eukaryota, Metazoa, Chordata, Actinopteri, Characiformes, Acestrorhamphidae. The transcript has a single exon.
AGUUAACUAAAACUAAAAGAGAACUAAAAAUAUUACUUAAAAGGGAGAAUUAUAAAAUAGACAUGAAACUAAAUAUAUUAUUUGAAAGGGAGGGCUGAGGUUUCAGGGUCAGAGUGUGCUACUGAUAUGGAGAGAGACUUAAGUCAGUGACGUAAUGGUUGCGGUCCCACAUGGUGACGUCAUCAACCGAUGCUUAUAUAUUCGGCGCUCUCACGCUCUACGCAUCAUUUGGAAUUCGGUGAACUUAGCGAAGCUGUUUACUCCGGCCUGAUUUCAGUGUAAUUGUUUAAGUCAUGCAUUUCUUCAGGUAUCUUAGAUGCUUGUUCAGUGUAACGCGCCAGCCGGAGAUCGAUGACACGGACAUACUGAAGGCUCUGGGCUAUGAGGUGUUGGAUGAGCUCGGUUCUGGGUCUUUUGGCACCGUUACACUGGCCAAGUCAAAAAAGCAUAAAAAAAACUUGGCUAUUAAAACGAUGGACCGCAGGUGGAUGAUAGUGAAGUUCAGUUCUUCAGUUCUGAAAGCGGAAUUGGACACCAUCUACAGACUGACUCACCCGCACAUCGUGUAUAUUUAUGAAGUGAUUGAGGUGCGCCAUGGACAGGUACAUAUCGUAAUGGAAGCAGCCUCCUCAUCUCUCGUCGAGGUAAUAGAAAAAGGGCCAGUCGCCCAUAAAACAGCUAGGCGGUGGUUCUCUCAGAUCGUCAGUGCGUUGAACUACAUGCACGAGCAGGACAUUGUCCACCGUGAUCUAAAGUGUGACAACAUCCUCGUGACUGCAGAUGGCAAUGUCAAAAUAGCAGACUUUGGAUUGAGUCGCGUAACAAAAGGGCUGUGCAACUCGAUGGUUGGCACCCUGUGGUACGUUUCACCUGAGGUGAUAAGAGAAAAGAAAUAUGACGCCAAGAAAAGUGAUGUGUGGAGCCUGGGGAUCGUUCUGUACGCCCUGGUCACUGGGGAGCUGCCCAGCUAUUCAGAUGACUUGGAACAGAUUGCAAGUCCGAAGCUACCAUAUACCUUUCCAGAUGACGUCGAAGUGGAAGAGUCCUGCCGUGCUUUAAUACUGGAUAUGCUGCAGUUAGAUCCGAGUGCUCGGCCCACUGUGAAGAAGGUGUCAGAGCACCCUUGGCUGCAGUCUGACGUGAAGGACACGCCCACUUCUGAAGAAGAAAGAUUAGAAACGCCCACUUCUGGAGAUAAACGGUCUGAAACGCCCACUUCUGAAGUUAAAAAGUCUGAAACAUCCACUUCUGAAGAUGGAAGUUCUGUAAUGCCCACUUCUGGAGAUAAACGGUCUGAAACGCCCACUUCUGAAGUUAAAAAGUCUGAAACAUCCACUUCUGAAGAUGGAAGUUCUGAAAUGCCCACUUCUGAAGACGAAAGAUCAGAAACGCCCGCUGAUCUGAAAGAUCACAGCAGUGGAGCUUCAGUUGAGUUAAUGUGCCCAUCAUUAGAGGUUGUGCAAGAAGAUGCUGGUGCUAGAAUAACCUGCCCAGCAGUAGAGGAUGUAGAGGACACCGGGUGUGGCUGCUUCGGACGCAUUCCACCAUUUCAGGCUGCAGUUAAAAGGAGAGGAGCUGCCUGUGCUAAAGCCUUCCGGUCAUUCGGACGGAGGGUGAAGAAGUUUUUCCGCCGCAAAAUCCUGUUUUUUUGUGACGUUUUAAUUUAG